Molecule: messenger RNA, 2552 nt
Organism: Erpetoichthys calabaricus (reedfish)
Lineage: Eukaryota; Metazoa; Chordata; Cladistia; Polypteriformes; Polypteridae
Gene: ptprjb.2
Product: protein tyrosine phosphatase receptor type Jb, tandem duplicate 2
Exons: 13
Coding region: 1-1110 (369 amino acids)
Biological process (GO): protein dephosphorylation; negative regulation of MAP kinase activity
Molecular function (GO): protein tyrosine phosphatase activity
Source: RefSeq, a predicted model, not a curated record
AUGGGAACUCAAGAUAAUUCAGCUGUUAUUGGAGGAGUUGUAGGAGGGAUCUUGGGGGCACUUGUAGUCCUAAUCGUGGCUGCAGUGGCUUUUUUCAUCUACAGAAGGAGAAGGCAAAGCAGAAGCCACCUAUCAUCUAAAAAUGAUGUUGACCCUAUUCCUAUUACCGAAUUUACGAAAAACAUACCUGUUGAAAAUUAUGAGAAGUACUACUUUAAGCAGCGUGCAAAUCAAAAUUAUGGUUUUGCAAUAGAGUUUGAGGAUAUUAAAACUGUUGGGAGUGCUCAGCCCAAGAUUGCGGCAUUAUGCCUGGAAAAUAAAGUGAAGAAUCGUUACAGUAAUGUAUUGCCAUAUGAUGAGUCUCGUGUCAAGCUAUCAGUUGGCCCUGAAGGUAACCCGAAUGAGGACUACAUCAAUGCCAGCUAUCUACCAGGCUAUAACUCAAGGAAAGAGUUCAUUGGUACGCAGGGUCCCCUGCCAAACACCGUGAAGGACUUCUGGAGGAUGGUCUGGGAGCAGAAUGUGCACACAUUGGUCAUGCUGACACAGUGCAAUGAAAAAGGAAAAGUGAAGUGUGAAAAAUACUGGCCUUCAUCCAGCUCCCAGACCCAUGGAAAUAUGCAAGUAUCUCUGAUUUCGGAGACUCCUACUGAAGAGUGGACGAUUAGAGAAUUAAAUUUGGAAAAUCUGGCAAAUGGUAACAAGCGCAGAAUAAAACAUUUUCAUUUUACUGCCUGGCCAGAUCAUGGGGUGCCUGAGAACGCAGACUUGUUAAUUCGGUUCAGGAAUCUUGUAAGAGAACAUAUAGAUCAGUCCCAGAGGAACUCACCGACAGUAGUUCACUGCAGUGCUGGAGUUGGCCGCACAGGAACAUUGAUAGCUCUGGACCACGUCAUCCAUCAGAUAGACCGGACUAACUCAGUAAAUGUUUACAAAAUAAUCUGUGACCUUCGAAUGCACAGACCACUGAUGGUACAGACUGAGGACCAGUAUCUAUUCCUGACUGACUGUGUCAUGAACGUCAUCCGAUCAAAACAAAAUUCAAAUCAGUUUUAUGAGAACAAUGCAGCAGUGCCAAUCUAUGAGAACAUUGCACCAGCAAGAGUUUGAGCAACGAACCACAAAUAUUUGUGAACGAGAGCCUGCCGUCAUUUGAUCUAAAUAAAUACAAAGUGAAAAUGGUAUAUACAAUUGUUGUAUAUUUUUAGUUCACUGUACAAGUUCAAAAGAAUUCAGCUGUGGACACCAAAGGAACGAUAAACAGAUUAAUAAAUUGAUAAACCAGUCAUUGAGGCAGAUUUUAUAUUUAAUCAAUAAAUUAUUAACAUAUUUUUCUUACAAAUAAUAUUGAGCAUGUGGGUGAUGAAUAACAACAUGUGAUCAUCAGAAAAAGUAAGUUCAUAUAUUAUUUAUUAUUUAUUACCCUGAUGCUAAAUUGUAAGUUCAAGUAGCAGGCACACAGUUCAAUGAGAUCCUUAAUUAUGUGUCUCCUACACACUUGUGACUGUAGAACAAACAAAAAGACAAAGAAUACAACGAAACGCAUAGAACGCCAGCGUUUGUGUAGAUAUCAUACAUACAAGAGUAAAAACAUGUGUGUCAGUACAAAUAGCUGGUGGGCAACAUUAUGACCUGCAGAUGUACGGUCCUGGACCACGUUCUUCACUGAUGAUGUUCAUGCAUGUUUUAUUUAAAUUAAUUUAAUGCAGAUAAAGUAACCUCAAAAGAAUUAAGAGACACCAAGACUUGUUAAAGCUGGCAACUAUUGGCUUAAAAACAUGCUGACAGUGACACUGCACCCACAGAAAUGCCCUAAAAGUACACUUCACAUUUAGUGUGAAUCACCUGUAUAAUGAAACUGGGUCUUUACUAUUAAAAUGGAUAUCCUUAUGUGAACUGUCAGCAAAAAUAAAAAAUUGCAGUGCACAUCGGUGUAACCGUGCUGCUUAAAAUAGCAUUAAUUGAGCCAGUAAUGUAUCUGUUAUGCAAUGCACAUACAGUUAGUCUUAGAACUAAAUAUGAAGGUCUCAGGUCAGCUGUAGAUGAUGGGUCUUGAGAUGGCUCAUUGAAAGAUAAACAAGCAAGAAAUUAGGCCUCGGAACAAAGGCCCGGCCAAAUCCAAAUCACCGACCUGACCCUGCUGUGACCUUAAGUAGCUCACUGUAACUGCCAGGGCGCAGCAAUGAUUGGAAAACAUUUAAAAUUAUACAUCACAACUGCAAAUUGGAUCACAUGGGUUUAAGAAAGUUAUGAAAAAAAUUAAGAUUUAUUCAUUAGUUUAAAACUACAGUGUACUGUAUGAAGUAGUGUUUUUAUUUAUUAUAUGCUGCUUUCUAAUCUGCAGUAAUGCAGUGUGUUAUCCUUUUUAAUAAAGUUUAGUGCAGUGAUGAGAAGAAGACCCCACUACACCAAUCUCCCCUCUAUCAGCAAACUGUGCCCUAGCAGCGUAAAUAGAUAGAUAGAUACUGAAGAGCACUAUAUGAUAGAUAGAUAGAUAGAUAGAUAGAUAGAUAGAUAGAUAGAUAGAUAGAUAGAUAGAUAGAUAGAUAGAU